AUGAAUGAAUUAGAUAGUCUUCGACAGGAGGCAGAAACUCUUAAAAAUGCCAUACGAAAUUUAAGAAAAAAAUUUUUUAUUGUAAUGUCAAAUGAUAAUUUGUUUAAUGCUGCGUGUGAUACCACGCUGGCCCAAGCGACGUCCAAUAUGGAACCCAUUGGACGUAUUCAAAUGAGAACUAGAAGAACAUUAAGAGGUCAUUUAGCCAAAAUUUAUGCAAUGCACUGGGGAUGCGAUUCAAAAAACUUAGUUUCAGCUUCUCAAGAUGGAAAAUUAAUAGUUUGGGACAGUUACACAACCAACAAAGUUCAUGCGAUUCCUUUAAGAUCCAGCUGGGUCAUGACUUGUGCUUAUGCUCCAAGCGGUUCAUUUGUAGCUUGCGGUGGUCUUGACAACAUUUGUUCAAUAUACAGUUUGAAAACGAGAGAAGGAAAUGUUCGAGUAUCAAGAGAAUUACCAGGUCAUACAGGUUAUCUCUCAUGUUGCAGAUUCCUAGAUGACAAUCAAAUUAUCACCAGCUCUGGAGAUAUGACAUGUGCACUCUGGGAUAUUGAAACUGGUCAACAAUGCACUUCUUUCAUUGGGCACACAGGCGAUGUUAUGAGUCUGUCAUUGUCACCCGAUAUGAGAACAUUUGUGUCAGGAGCCUGCGACGCAUCAGCCAAGCUUUGGGACAUUAGGGAAGGAACCUGCAAACAAACUUUUCCCGGUCAUGAAUCAGAUAUCAAUGCCGUUACAUUCUUUCCAAAUGGUCAAGCAUUUGCUACUGGUUCAGACGAUGCAACGUGUCGCCUGUUUGAUAUUCGGGCUGACCAAGAGCUCGCCAUGUAUUCCCACGACAAUAUUAUUUGCGGGAUCACAUCAGUGGCAUUCAGUAAAUCUGGUCGACUGCUUUUAGCUGGCUACGAUGAUUUUAAUUGUAACGUUUGGGAUUCUCUCAAGACAGAAAGAGCCGGUAUUCUUGCCGGACACGACAACAGAGUCAGCUGUUUAGGAGUAACCGAAGAUGGUAUGGCAGUUGCCACAGGAUCAUGGGAUUCUUUCUUAAGAAUCUGGAAUUAA
Pediculus humanus corporis (human body louse) is the source of this 1062-nucleotide messenger RNA. Its product is annotated as guanine nucleotide-binding protein G(I)/G(S)/G(T), subunit beta, putative. Gene Ontology annotation, cellular component: cytoplasm; heterotrimeric G-protein complex. The record is from RefSeq and is a predicted model, not a curated record. The transcript is spliced from 8 exons. Lineage: Eukaryota; Metazoa; Arthropoda; Insecta; Psocodea; Pediculidae. Gene Ontology annotation, biological process: G protein-coupled receptor signaling pathway. Gene Ontology annotation, molecular function: signaling receptor complex adaptor activity; protein binding. The coding region runs from base 1 to 1062 and encodes 353 amino acids.